Oncorhynchus mykiss (rainbow trout) is the source of this 1311-nucleotide messenger RNA. RefSeq names its product NOP protein chaperone 1 (gene nopchap1). Gene Ontology annotation, molecular function: box C/D methylation guide snoRNP complex binding. Lineage: Eukaryota; Metazoa; Chordata; Actinopteri; Salmoniformes; Salmonidae. The record is from RefSeq and is a predicted model, not a curated record. Gene Ontology annotation, biological process: box C/D snoRNP assembly.
AACGUCGUCGGCGUUCAUGACACCGGAAGUAAACUCUCACGUUGCCGAAGCAAGCGCAAAACAGCGGCAGCACACAUGUUGAGGCAAAAGCAUCACACAACGACGAAAUGGAGUUACAUUUGAACAACAACAAAACAAGCUCACAAGACUUGCUCGCGUGUGGCAACGGAGGAGGUCUUCAUGACAAGCUUCUCCUCAAGUCGAAGGGGCCCAAGGCUGGCAGGUCUUUGCAGACCGAGAGGGUCCCAAGAAGUAGUGUUCUGGACAGACUGCAGAACUUCCUGCCCCAGAUGGCCCAGGCCAAUGAGAAGCUCAAGUUGCAGAUGGAGCAGGCACCUGAGGGCCACUAUGACAUAGAGAGGGUGGAGGAGUCUGGAAAGGUCAUAGAGAUGGAUGUGUCGCUGGUGGAGCUCAGUAGUUCAGACAGCGACUCGGACAGAGAGUCUUCACAGGACAACGACGCCAACUCAGACUCUGAGGAGGAGAGCGAGCUCACAGAGGAGAACCUCAAACUGCCUGGCAACAGCCAGAGGCAGAUAAAGAAGGUUCAUAUCCAAGUCCUGGAGAAACAAGAGGAUUAGGCUGUCAUAGGCCCCUAAAGGGACUACUGGGACAGUUGCAGUGUAGAAUGUUGGUAAUACUAAUCAACUGAUGUGGGAUCCGUUCUCCUUCUCCAAGCUCUUUUCUUAACCAUUAACCAUUCAAUAAGAACUGAUCGUGGGUCAGUGAGGACAUGGUCCUGGAGGGCUAAUGGAUUAACAGUGUUUCAGUGGGUGGAGACCAGCUGCAGUGAGGGAUAAAGGGGACAUAGGUGUCUACAUAGGGGGAUGUCUGUACUAUAAGGGCCAAAUAUCAUGUGUCAACAAGUGUUUCAGUGCUAUUUGAGCCAUACUGAGAUGGAGACUAAGCAUUGAGGGCAUUCUCAAGAUUGUGAAGUAAGAAUAUGCCUUAUAUAAUUUCCUGUUUAUCUGAUGACCCUAGGAUACUUGUAAGGUUAAAGUUUAUAGCGGCUUGAUGGUAUAUUGAUGGCAGAGAAAGAUCUGUAUUAAAUCCAUUUUCAAUAGAUCAUAUUGUUUGUUUACAUUUUAAGUAUUUAAGCAGAAGUGUUUGACUGAAUUUCUCAUCUUCAGUACCAAAUGCUUUAUUAUAUCUGUCUGCUUUGUGUUAUGGAUAGGCUUAGUCCCAGCAUUCUGUUAUGGUUGGUCACAAGGUUUGUGAGCUAUGAAGUUUUUCCCCAGAGUUAUUUUUUCCUGAAACAAAAAACACCAAAACUGUAUACUGUGUUUCAUAAUAAAAUGUUCUGAAAUCCUA